Messenger RNA from Paraglomus occultum, 690 nucleotides. The record is from the annotation of a GenBank genome assembly. NCBI's taxonomy places the organism in Eukaryota, Fungi, Glomeromycota, Glomeromycetes, Paraglomerales, Paraglomeraceae.
AUGAGCUUGAAAUUCGAAAAUAUUCAGCGCGAGAAGGUACAAGCAUGGGCCGAAAAGCUAAUACCACAGGUUCAUGUUGAUAAUUUGCGUGAAAAAUAUCAAGCAUUCGGCAGAGACUAUCCACUGACUAAACUCUUCUUGCUUAUCUUUGCGGUCUUUGCAACUGUUCCCACACUCUGCUUCCUUUUUUUCGCUGCACUUGUCACCGUAUUCAUAUUCUGUGGAGCGUUUUGUAUUGGAUUGACCAUAUGGUUGUCGGUUAUUGGUAUGGCAGGUUUCGCGCUUUUUGCUGCGUUAGUUGUUGCAAUCAUUGCAACAUGCGUGGUGUUCUUUUGGAUGUCAUUGGUCGUAGUAGUAACCAAACUGUAUAAAGCGUAUGCAAUAUACGCUUGCACCACAUGCCAUACCCACCUGGCAAAACACGAAGAUUUGAUGUCAAAAGCAUUCCAAGGCAGACAUGGUCGUGCUUUCUUGUUUGGCUCAGUAGAGAACAUAUCUUUAGGACCAAAAGAAGACCGCCUAUUGAUAACCGGGCUACAUUCGGUCAAAGAUAUUCGAUGUAACGUUUGCGCGCAGGUGGUCGGAUGGAAAUACGUUUUUGCAUUUGAGGAAGCACAAAAGUACAAGGAGGGUAAAUAUAUUGUGGAGAGAGCAAUGAUUACAAAGGAAAACCAAUGGGACGAGGCAUAG